Cadophora gregata is the source of this 855-nucleotide messenger RNA. RefSeq lists its product as uncharacterized. The record is from RefSeq and is a predicted model, not a curated record. The transcript has a single exon. NCBI's taxonomy places the organism in Eukaryota, Fungi, Ascomycota, Leotiomycetes, Helotiales, Ploettnerulaceae. Bases 298 to 708 code for a protein of 136 amino acids.
UCUUCGCAAAACCAAAUACACAAUUCAAAAUACAAAAUACAAAAUUCAAAACUCGUCACAAUCGAUUCAGAAGAGACGAAAUGAAGAUUCUCAUUACAUACGCAACGACAAGUGGGAGUACACGUUCCAUUGCAGAGCGUAUCCAGGCGAGAAUAGCUGCAGCAGAUUUCAGCAGCAUCACCCUCGAACCCGUGGAGACGAAAGCAUCGGUCGAUGACUUCGGUAAGUGGCUAGAGCUAGACUUCUGUGCCUAAGGAAACCUCUUCACAUCGAAAUUUCGAAGCUUCUGCUUCAACGAUGAACUGUGCUAACCGAGCCGAUGUAGAUGCCAUCAUUAUUGGCUCUUGCAUCCAUGCUGGGAGCUGGAUGAGAAAAGGAAAGAAAUUCGUCAAGAACAACACGACAGCACUCCGCGACAACCCAAAGCCCACAUGGGCAUUCAGCGUCGGGAUGCCUCCACAAAGCCAAUUUGAGGGAGAGGAGAAGCAAAUGAAAGACUGGCUAUCAAAACAAAUUGUACUUGAAGGACACAAGCUGUUCUAUGGAGCGUACCAGGAGAAGGACGUGGGAGGCUGUCUCAAACUUUUCUUCCACUGCUUCGGGCUCAAGUUCGAGGAUAAGAGGAACUGGGAGGCCAUGGAUGAAUGGGCUGAUGGGAUCGUGAGACAACUGAGGGCUGAGCAGCAGAGGUUGGGAACGUUGGGAUAGGGAAGAAAGUUCUCGAGGAAGUUAGGUUGGGAAUUUGGCGAAGCGGGCGUUCUUGAUUUGGGUUUGGAAGCGGGUGACUUUGGAUUGCACAAUUCCAUGAGGAAAUGGUAGGAAUAUAAUGAAUAAUUUGUUACUCAGAUGUCGAUA